Messenger RNA from Penicillium expansum, 1833 nucleotides. RefSeq names its product GMC family oxidoreductase. Gene Ontology annotation, biological process: secondary metabolite biosynthetic process. The coding region runs from base 1 to 1833 and encodes 610 amino acids. Lineage: Eukaryota; Fungi; Ascomycota; Eurotiomycetes; Eurotiales; Aspergillaceae. Gene Ontology annotation, molecular function: flavin adenine dinucleotide binding; oxidoreductase activity, acting on CH-OH group of donors. The transcript is spliced from 5 exons. The record is from RefSeq and is a predicted model, not a curated record.
AUGCUGUUCCAGACCACUCUAGUACUCCUCGCACUUCAGGCGAGUGGCGUGGCAUCUGUGCCUUUGGAACAACGAGCAGUUCCCCUCGCCGAGCAAACGUUCGAUUAUGUAGUCGUUGGUGGUGGUACCGCUGGUAGCGUGAUCGCAACGCGACUAGCACAGAAUGACUUUAAAGUUGCCUUGAUCGAAGCCGGGGGACACUAUGAGCUUGAGUCUGUGGCUGAAUUUCCUGCAUCUGAUGCAUUGUCGGUGGGAUCAGAUCCUACUUUUAGAUCACCGGAGGAUUGGGGAUUUGUGACAAGAGAUCAGCCGGGUACCAAUAGGCGGGCGAUUCAUUUUGCCCGAGGAAAAUGUCUUGGGGGAUCCUCGGCGUUGAAUUUUAUGGUCUAUCAACGUCCGACACUCGAGUCUAUGGAUACAUGGGCAAGUGCAGUCAAUGAUAGCAGCUACGGAUUCGACAAAGUGCUCCCAUUCUACAAGAAGAGUGUUCAAUUCACGCCGCCAAACACCGACUAUAGGGCUCAGAAUGCCUCUGCGGACUAUGGUGUUGAUGCCUAUGACUCUGAUAGUGGUCCAUUGCAGGUAUCGUAUGCUAACUUUGCUCAACCUUUCUCGUCAUGGAUGAGCCUUGGCAUGGAAGCUAUCGGCAUCAAUCAAGUACAGGACUUUAACCUGGGUGAUAUAAUGGGAUCCCAGUAUUGCGCAUCGACCAUCGAUCCAUCCAACGAGCUCCGAAGCAGCUCUGAGCAAUCUUUCCUAUCCAAGAUCACGCCUAGCUCACUAACCACCUAUACAAAUACCCUCGCUAAGAAGGUGGUCUUUGAUGAAAACAAUAAAGCAACAGGAGUUCAAGUGAAAGGUUUGCUGGGCGAUACUGUCACCAUUUCGGCAUCGGAAGAGGUUAUCAUCUCUGCCGGUGCCUUUCAGUCCCCUCAGCUUCUCAUGGUGUCUGGCAUUGGACCCAUCGAUCAAUUGCAAGAGCAUGAAAUCAAUGUUAUAGCCGAUCGACCAGGAGUAGGUCAGAACAUGUGGGAUCAUCCGUUCUUUGCUCCUUCGUACCGAGUGCGGGUGACAACAUUCACUAGACUUGCUACUGACCUGCUAUACGCGGCUGGCCAAAUUAUCGAAGGAUUAGUCUCCAAAAAAGGAUUCAUCACAAAUCCAAUUGCGGAUUUUUUGGCAUUUGAGAAAAUUCCGCGAUUCUUGCGCUCGGCUUUUUCCGAGGAAACACAGAGUAAACUGGACAAAUUUCCAUCCGACUGGCCUGAAGCAGAGUACAUCUCUGGCGCAGGCUAUAUGGGCAACGCGUCAAACCUCCUAGCAAUCCAGCCAAAAGAUGGAUACCAGUACGCCUCAAUACUCGGUGUUCUGAUUACACCUAUGUCCCGAGGAAAUAUCACUUUGCAGUCGGCAGAUACCUCAGACUUGCCAGUGAUAAAUCCCAAUUGGCUCGAUGAUCAAGCUGACCAAGAAGUUGUCAUUGCCAUGUUCAAGCGAAUACGCCAGGCUUUCCAGAGUGAAGCUAUGGAGCCCGUGGUCAUUGGCGAGGAGUACAACCCUGGGCCGCAGGUGCAGUCUGAUCAUCAGAUCCUCGAGUUUAUCAAGAACCAUGUGAUGACCCUGUGGCAUCCGAGUUGUACUUGCAAGAUGGGAACAUCCGAUGAUGAUAUGGCUGUGGUUGACUCCCAGGCCCGGGUUUAUGGAGUGGACGGACUGCGAGUAGUUGAUGCUAGCGCCUUUCCUUUCCUUCCUCCUGGUCAUCCUCAGUCAACGGUUUAUAUGCUUGCCGAGAAGAUCGCAGCGGAUAUUAUCCGGGAUUCCCAAGUACAUUGA